Molecule: messenger RNA, 867 nt
Organism: Penicillium robsamsonii
Lineage: Eukaryota; Fungi; Ascomycota; Eurotiomycetes; Eurotiales; Aspergillaceae
Exons: 4
Coding region: 1-867 (288 amino acids)
Source: RefSeq, a predicted model, not a curated record
AUGCGUGCUCAGCCUUCUGACAAGUCGUCUCUCUCUUCUCGCUCCGCUGCGCGUCCGCUCAAUUCAUCAGUUCCAUUUAUCCCCAUAUCUACCCUCACUCCUCGAACGGCAGAUAGUGUCAGUCCUCCAACAUCCCUUUUCACGUCCACUCUCGCAAUGUCCACAUCUUCCCAAACGCUCGGCCUUCGGGGUGAAUACAGCCCAGAACUGCGGAAACGGGACGGAUGGGACAGGCUGUCUCCCACCCUCACUGCUCUGGGAACAAUGAAAGAAGGCAUACUUCGCCGGCGCCGCCGAAAACAGACUUCAGUCGUGACUCUGUGGGCUGCUCGAGGGGCCGACUUUAGCUUCGAGCUUACCUACCAGAACCGAACCCUAUCAACAUUUGAUGUUCUUCAUCAAAUACACACUAUCAAACUCAAUGCGCUUCUGUUAACUCCCAGUCGAUUGAAUAUAACCACGAGACACGAGACUGCGAUGGGAAUCCAAAAGUUUACUGAAGGCAACAAGAAUUCAUUGGGGGUGAUUGUGUAUUUGAUGGAUGCGAGGUCAUCGGGUAAUGAACAGAUCGAGGCAGUGCAAUCUCUCGGUGCAUUGCAACACUGCCUUUCACUGGGCUUUUCAGAACCACCCCCUGUUCUUGUGGUGUCAGAUGCAUCCUACCUCCUGGACUGCAUAGGCGCUUACAUGAAGAGUGCCUCACGGGCAAACCCGGUUUCAGUCAAUGCUCCUGGAGAUAAGUCUUCGGUGCCAAAAGUAUCUACGCCUGUGUCUACGCCUGUAUCUGCAUCGUUUCCACCUGCAUCGUUUCCGCAUCCGAAGUUUCCGCCUUCAAACUUUUCUUCUGCACUCCAGGCCAAAAAGUGA